Lytechinus pictus (painted urchin) is the source of this 3567-nucleotide messenger RNA. RefSeq names its product MKI67 FHA domain-interacting nucleolar phosphoprotein-like. Gene Ontology annotation, biological process: maturation of LSU-rRNA from tricistronic rRNA transcript (SSU-rRNA, 5.8S rRNA, LSU-rRNA). NCBI's taxonomy places the organism in Eukaryota, Metazoa, Echinodermata, Echinoidea, Temnopleuroida, Toxopneustidae. Gene Ontology annotation, cellular component: nucleolus. Bases 88 to 933 code for a protein of 281 amino acids. Gene Ontology annotation, molecular function: RNA binding. The transcript has 4 exons. The record is from RefSeq and is a predicted model, not a curated record.
CUGCAGAAACGUGAUAUCCAUGAAGAUGACCCAAACUCUGGCGUCGUUUAUGUGUCUCAUAUUCCUCAUGGUUUCUUUGAACCUCAAAUGAAAAAGUUCUUCUCACAGUUUGGCAACAUCAAGAGGUUACGACUCAGCAGAAGCAAAAAGAGCGGAAGAUCAAAGGGGUAUGCUUACAUCGAAUUUGAAUAUGAUGAAGUUGCAAAGGUGGUGACUGAGACAAUGCACAACUACCUGAUGUAUCAGAAGCUUCUAAAAUGUUUCUAUGUUCCUAAAGACAAGCUCCAUCCUGACACAUUCAAGGGUUGUUUCCAUCACUUCAAGAGCCCCCGAAGACGAGAGAUUGCAGCCUCCAGAAACAAUAGCUUGUUAGAGAGUGGGAAAGAUCAUAUCCUGGAGAGCCAGAAGCGGAGAGUGAGAGGUCUUAACAAGAAACAGAAGAAGCUUCAGGAGUUAGGCAUUGACUUCAAAAUAGAGGGUGUGGAUUCCGAAUGGAAACUGCUGCAAGAGUCACAGCCUCCUGCCCCAAAGGUUGUUGCCCAUGUGAAGGCUUCAAAAGUAACAGCAAAACCACCAUCCAGAUCAAGAAAACCUGCUGCAAAGCAAGAACAGAAAGAAAGUGCAAAAAGAAAAAUGUCCAAGCCUAAAACAAGUACAGAAAAAUCCAAGAAGAAACUGGAUGCUGAUUCUGAUGAUGCCACAGAGGUAAUAUUAGCAGUCCCAGCAAAGAAAAGGAAGCAAGAGAAAGAAGGACAAACUAGCACAGAAAAAAGGAAUGUUAUUAAAAAGACUGAAAGCAAAGACAUUCCUGAAGGAAAGGUUCAACGGAAAGUUAAAAAGGUAGCACAAAGUGCUAAGGUGUCUUCAAAAGUGAAAGCAGCUAAAGGUGUUAGGACUGCUGGAAAGAAGAGCAAGAGAUUGUCUUUAAAAUGAUGAAAAUAUGAUAGAUAUUGAUGAACACUGUUAAUCGAGAACCAUUCAUAUGGAAUGAGUCAAAGAAAUUCAGGUUACUGUGAUACUAGAUUUUUUCUCUUGUAAUAUGUCUCUUUUGAACAUGGUCAAAAUUUUGUCAUUUCCAAAAUAUCAUUUGAAAAAAAAUUAAAGGCCCUGUCACAUUUAUUUGGUGUGGAGCAGAAUCAACCAAAAUAAAAUGACUGUUGUUUGACCACCAGCUGGUCAAAUUUUUUCCCCACUAUGCAGCUCUAUCAAUGCGUUCAAUAUGUUUUGAAUGCUGCAGGUAUAUUUUAGGAAUAGUUAAAAUGCAUUCAGAAUGCAGUAAGAAUAUACUUUGAACACUUUUCGAUAUUCUUUCCACUUCAAAUGCACCUCAAAAAUUGUGAAGAGGACCAAAACAUUUGGGACAGCCACAUGAAUGGGCUCGAAUAAUAGAAUGCACUCAGAAUGCAGUGAGAAUUUCUAGAAUGCCCCUCAAAUAACCCAAGAACAUAGCACAAUGUGGGUGCAUCGUGGUCUAGUGGUUCUGACUCUCGCCUUUGAAACAGAGGGUCGUGUGUUCGAAUCGUAGCCAUGGCGUAUUUUCCUUCAGCAAGAAAUUUAUCCACACUGUGCUGCACUCGACCCAGGUGAGGUAAAUGGGUACCCGGCAGGAGUAAUUCCUUGCAUGCACUGAGCACCGGUGAUGGCAGCUCGAGCUAAAGCUGGGGUAAUAAUAGCAGCGCUUUGUAUCCUCUGGCAAAAAGCGCUUUAUAAAUCCAACUAUUAUUAUUAUUAUUAUUAUUUCCAUCUAACUCCUGUGCUUCUCAUUUUGCCUUGAAUGUGACUAGUUUGUGAUGAGUGGGUUGGUCAGUUUACUGUAUUUGUACUCCAGUUGGGUGAAUUUGCCCCCCCCCCCCAUCUAAUUUUCUUGAUUUUUUAAAAAUUCCAUUUGAUUUUGCUUGAUUCUUGCUUAUUCCAAAUAAGUGUAAUUGGGCUUGUAUGAGGGGGUAGACACCUGAACUAUAUGUUUUGGUUACUCAUUUUCAAUAGUAACAAUAUAAUGUCAAUGAGUUAUUCAAAACUAAUAUUUGACUGUGAAUAAAUGAUAUACAAUCCAUCAAUGGCAUAAGUGGCAGUGCAAAGGCAUUUUAAUAUAGGGACAAGAGGACCCAAAGGUGUCAUUUUUCUCUUACUGAGAAAAAAGGGUUAUUUUAUAAUUCUAUAACCAAGCCCUAUCGUUUCAAUCCUCUCUCCUUUUCUUUUCCCCUUUCCUAAUUUAGUUUUAUUUUUUUAUCACUUGAUGAAUCAUAGUCAGGGCAGAUGUCUUUACCCUUCUGUUUACACUCCCCCCAGUAGGUAUAGUUUAGAACUUACAAAAACAAGCAACUUGGUUUAUAUAAACUGCAUUUGUUAAAGAACAUGCAAGUCCAGAUUUUCUCUGGAGCAGUCAUAGGUGUAUUUUUGUGUUCAAUAACAUGGCACCAAAUUGUAUAUUAUUCAUUCAAAUAAGUGUUAGUCUAAACAUUAAAAAUACUCAGUUUAUGAGCAUGUCCUGCAUUAACCCUUCCCCAAUCUUGUAUGUACUGAGGACCUAGCUGGAAGACGGAAUGUCCUGGUUUUAUAAUUGCUAUGUAGACUCCACAGGGACUUGGUACUCAGGAUGACCUUAUUAAGGCACACACCAUGUCCAGUAAAGAGUCCAUUUGGCUAUCAUAAUCAAUGGUGUGUGUGAAUUUGAAAGAGCAAAAGAUCUUGCAUAAUUUUUUUUUUCAAAGGGGUCAAGAUCAAAUGUUGAUUGGUUGAGAUUAAAUAAUUCAAGAAGCUUCUCUUAUGUAAAAGAUUUUAAAAAUUUCCACCCAAGUGAGAGAAAAUGUUGAAAUGAAAGAGACCAUACAUAGCAUAAAGAAUGGAUGACAUUUUUUGAGAAUGGAGGGUUUGAAAACAAGUCAUCAUGAGUGGUAGGAAUAUAGAUCAUUGUAGUAGACAUUCACUCUAAAACAAGCCAUAAUCAAAUUCAUGAGUAAUUGAUCGUACAUGAAAUAUUUAUUUUCAUUUAAUUUCAAAUACAUUGUCAAUUUACAAAUACACAAGCCAUCCUUCAGUGGUUAUAAUGUCCAAAUUUCCAUAUUGUAAAUGAUGUAUUUUACAUCUCAGCAACUUAGGAUAAUUCAUUUCAGAUUGAAAAGUUAUGCAAUGAAUAGCUAAAUACUUUACUUCAGCAAUCCACAUGUAACGUUGCUUAGUACAUGUAAGCCUCAUUUCCUUCUUUGGGUAAUCAGCCUGCUUGCAUGCCUUGUUGAUCCAAGCUUAACAUAAGUAAUCUUUCAUUGUAUUUCAUUUUGAUUUGGGGUGAAGACAAAUGUUUGACCUUCGUACUCUGCAUUUCCAAUGAGAUUUUAUCUUCUAUGUAAGUCCUUUACCCCCUUUUGAGAUCAAAUGAAAUCUCAUUUCUCAAGCUCUCUUAUUGCAAGCACCUAUCUGUAUACAGCACACCAUAUUCAUGUUAUCCUUGAAUGAUCUACAUGUAUGGUCAAAAUAAACAAACUCUUGUACAAUUUAGUUGUAUGUGUUCAUAAGAAAUCCAAUUUCAAAAGAUGCAUAUUUGUAAUAAAAAUGUAAUUGUAAAGAAAA